Messenger RNA from Verticillium dahliae VdLs.17, 1656 nucleotides. Its product is annotated as importin subunit alpha-1a. Bases 1 to 1656 code for a protein of 551 amino acids. Lineage: Eukaryota; Fungi; Ascomycota; Sordariomycetes; Glomerellales; Plectosphaerellaceae. Gene Ontology annotation, biological process: NLS-bearing protein import into nucleus. The record is from RefSeq and is a predicted model, not a curated record. Gene Ontology annotation, cellular component: cytoplasm; nucleoplasm; nucleus. Gene Ontology annotation, molecular function: nuclear import signal receptor activity; protein binding. The transcript is spliced from 3 exons.
AUGGCCGACCGCUACAUCCCCGAGCACCGCCGCACCAACUUCAAGGCGAAGAGUAACUUCAAGCCUGAGGAACUCCGCCGCCGUCGUGAGGAGCAACAGGUUGAGAUUCGCAAGGCCAAGCGAGAGGAGAACCUUGCGAAGAGGAGAGGAAUCGCCACGGGCGAGAACAGGCCCGGCGCCUCGCUCGGCGCCGCUCCCGACAGUGACGAUGAUACCGCCCCCACCGAAUCACAGUUGAACGAGGACCUUCCUCAGAUGGUGGAGGGUGUCUUCUCCGAACAGAUUGACCUCCAGAUUCAGGCCACGACCAAGUUCCGAAAGCUGCUUUCGAAGGAGCGUAACCCCCCGAUCGAGGAGGUCAUCAAGACCGGCGUCGUCAGCCGCUUUGUGACCUUCCUCCGCUCUCCCCACACCCUUGUUCAGUUCGAGGCCGCUUGGGCUCUCACCAACAUUGCUUCCGGUUCCGCCACUCAGACUCAGGUCGUCAUCGAGGCCGGCGCCGUCCCCAUCUUUGUCGAGCUUCUUGGUAGCCCUGAGCCCGAUGUGCGUGAGCAGGCUGUCUGGGCUCUCGGCAACAUUGCCGGCGACAGCCCCCACUGCCGUGACUAUGUUCUCAGCUGCGCCGCGCUCAAGCCUUUGCUGGCUCUCCUCGGCGACAGCCGCAAGCUCAGCAUGCUCCGCAACGCUACCUGGACUCUUAGCAACUUCUGCCGUGGCAAGACCCCCCAGCCCGACUGGGCCACCAUCGCCCCUGCGUUGCCCGUGCUGUCCAAGCUUGUCUACUCUCUCGAUGACGAGGUCCUGAUCGACGCUUGCUGGGCCAUUUCUUACCUCUCCGAUGGAUCCAACGAUAAGAUUCAGGCUGUCAUCGAGGCUGGUAUCCCCCGCCGCCUGGUCGAGCUCCUCAUGCAUGCCUCGACUUCGGUCCAGACUCCGGCUCUCCGCUCCGUUGGCAACAUUGUCACUGGCGACGAUGUUCAGACCCAGGUCAUCAUCAACUGCGGUGCGCUGCCCUGCCUUCUGUCUCUGCUGAGCUCCAACAAGGACGGCAUUCGCAAGGAGGCGUGCUGGACGAUCUCGAACGUCACGGCCGGCAACUCGGCGCAGAUCCAGUCCGUCAUCGACGCCAACAUCAUCCCCCCUCUUAUUCACCUCCUCUCCAACGGCGAUCUCAAGACCCGCAAGGAGGCGUGCUGGGCCAUAAGCAACGCCACGUCUGGUGGCCUCCAGAAGCCGGAGCAGAUCCGCUACCUCGUGGCCCAGGGCUGCAUCAAGCCCCUCUGCGACCUUCUCGCUUGCCCCGAUAACAAGAUCAUCCAGGUGGCGCUGGACGGCCUCGAGAACAUUCUCAAGGUUGGCGAUCUUGACAAGCAGGCUGCUGGCGAGGGCCCCGACUCUAUCAACCGCUACGCCCUGUUUAUCGAGGAGUGCGGUGGCAUGGAGAAGAUCCACGAAUGCCAGACCAACGCCAACGAGGAGAUCUACAUGAAGGCGUACAACAUUAUUGAGAAGUACUUUGCCGACGAGGAGGAGAACGCCGAUGAGGGCAUGGCUCAAGGCACCGGCCCCAACGGCACCUUUGGCUUCGGUGCCAACGCCCCUGCCCAGCAGGGUGGUUUCAGCUUUGCCAACGGUGGCGACUCCAUGGACAUGUAA